UUUGUGUUUGUCAAGGUAGUUUUGUUUACGCGUAAAUUUUCAUUCGGUAUCAACACAUCGUUCGUUUUGUGUGUGCUAAGAGGUAGAUGAAGGUGCGUAACAGUUUCCUUCGGGUUUCGUAUUAAAUUUAAAAGGAUUUAAGAUGUCUAGCAACCAUAAAGACAAGUAUGAAAACUCCAACCCACGUCGUACUCAUACUUUUAUGUCUACGGAGGAUGCAAACUCUGGAAAGAAAUCUUGUUGGCCAGAGUUGGAGAUAACAGGCAGUAUAAGAAAUUUAAGUCCAAAUUUGUGGCAAUUGACUCAUCUAACAGCUCUGUAUCUCAAUGAUAAUAGUUUACAAAGGAUACCACCUGAGAUCGGACGAUUAGUCAACUUACGUGCUUUAGAUCUCAGUAGCAAUAAAUUACGCAGUUUACCAGCAGAACUGGGGGAUCUCAUCUACCUCAGAGAAUUGUUGUUGAACCAAAAUUACCUUCGAGUGUUACCAUAUGAACUAGGGAAAUUGUUCCAAUUACAAGUGCUUGGACUUCAAGGUAAUCCACUCAGCAAGGAAAUAAUGGCAUUGUAUGGAGAACCAUCUGGGACUCACAAGCUGCUAUCAUAUAUGCUGGACAAUUUACAAGCCACUUCGUGUGAGAUAUCUCCCGGUAGAAUUCCCAAUGAUUAUCAAACACGCGUAAUGGCGGAUAUUGAUCGUUUCGUAUAUUCCAUACGAGAUUUUGCUAAUGUUUACAACUAUGGCGUUUAAUUACUUUCCACCAUUAAUUAUCCGACGCUACCACAUACCCGUGGAAGAAUAAUAGACGCGUGUAACGAGGAAAC
Molecule: messenger RNA, 825 nt
Organism: Eufriesea mexicana
Lineage: Eukaryota; Metazoa; Arthropoda; Insecta; Hymenoptera; Apidae
Product: CCR4-NOT transcription complex subunit 6-like
Exons: 5
Coding region: 143-751 (202 amino acids)
Cellular component (GO): cytoplasm
Molecular function (GO): protein binding
Source: RefSeq, a predicted model, not a curated record